CCAGGCUCCCUAGCCUUUGGCUGGGUGCAACUUCCAUUUUAGGUGUUGGAUCUGAGAGAAAAAAAAAGAGGGAGAGCGAGAAAGAAGAGCAGGAAAGAUCCUGAAAGGAGGAAGAGGUGGCGAAAAAUCAACUACCUUGCUGGAUUUGUCUUUCUCAGAACAUUGACGAAGCCUUGGUUUUCUUUCUUAAAGGACUGGUUUUUAGAAGUCCACAUUUGAGAGAGUUUGAACGGCCCAGAUCGGUUUCAGCCCUGCUGUUCCUGGGUGGAUCCUUCUUUUACUUUUCCAGCUCUCUUCUUCCUGCUUCCUCCUUGCUGUGGUGGCUGGGAUGCUUCUCCCAUGAUAUUUUGAAUCUAGACUGGGCUGUUCUCUGUUAAACCAAUCAGUUACGACCUUCUCUUAACAGUGUGAAGUGAGGGGGACCUUCUCCCUCCUUUCUCCUCCCCCUGUGAUCCACCUUCCCUUUUUACCCUGCCCUGCGGCGGCUCUGCCCCUUACCUUCAUGGACGACUCAGAGGUGGAGUCGACCGCCAGCAUCUUGGCCUCUGUGAAGGAACAAGAGGCCCAGUUUGAGAAGCUGACCCGGGCGCUGGAGGAGGAACGGCGCCACGUCUCGGCGCAACUGGAACGCGUCCGGGUCUCACCACAAGAUGCCAACCCGCUCAUGGCCAACGGCACCCUCACCCGCCGGCAUCAGAACGGCCGGUUUGCGGGCGAUGUUGACCUUGAGCGACAGAAAUUUUCAGAUCUGAAACUCAACGGACCCCAGGAUCACAGUCACCUUUUGUAUAGCACCAUCCCCAGGAUGCAGGAGCCAGGGCAGAUUGUGGAGACCUACACGGAGGAGGACCCUGAGGGAGCUAUGUCUGUUGUCUCUGUGGAGACCUCGGAUGAUGGAACCACUCGGCGCACGGAGACCACAGUCAAGAAAGUAGUGAAGACUGUGACAACACGGACAGUCCAGCCAGUCCCUAUGGGACCAGAUGGGCUGCCUGUAGAUGCCUCAUCAGUUUCAAACAACUAUAUCCAGACUCUGGGUCGUGACUUCCGCAAGAACGGCACUGGGGGGCCUGGCCCCUAUGUGGGGCCAGCAGGCACUGCUACCCUUCCCAGGAACUUCCACUACCCUCCUGAUGGGUAUAGCCGCCACUAUGAAGAUGGUUAUCCAAGUAGCAGUGACAACUAUGGCAGCCUGUCCCGGGUGACCCGCAUUGAGGAGCGGUACAGGCCCAGCAUGGAAGGUUACCGGGCACCCAGUAGACAGGAUGUCUAUGGGCCCCAGCCCCAGGUUCGGGUAGGUGGGAGCAGCGUGGAUCUGCAUCGUUUUCAUCCAGAGCCUUAUGGGCUCGAGGAUGACCAGCGUAGCAUGGGCUACGAUGACGUGGAUUACGGCAUGAUGUCUGAUUAUGGCACUGGCCGUCGGACUGGGACACCCUCUGACCCUCGGCGACGCCUCAGGAGCUAUGAAGACAUGAUUGGUGAGGAGGUGCCAUCAGACCAGUACUACUGGGCUCCUUUGGCCCAGCAUGAACGGGGAAGUUUAGCAAGCUUGGAUAGCCUGCGCAAGGGAGGGCCUCCACCCCCAAAUUGGAGACAGCCAGAGCUGCCAGAGGUGAUAGCCAUGCUAGGAUUCCGUUUGGAUGCUGUCAAGUCCAAUGCAGCUGCAUACCUGCAGCACUUGUGCUACCGCAAUGACAAGGUGAAGACUGACGUUCGGAAGCUCAAGGGUAUCCCAGUACUGGUGGGAUUGUUAGACCACCCCAAAAAAGAAGUGCACCUUGGAGCCUGUGGAGCUCUCAAGAAUAUCUCUUUUGGGCGUGACCAGGAUAACAAGAUUGCCAUAAAAAACUGUGAUGGUGUCCCUGCUCUUGUGCGAUUACUCCGAAAGGCUCGAGAUAUGGACCUCACUGAAGUUAUUACUGGAACCCUGUGGAAUCUCUCAUCCCAUGACUCAAUCAAAAUGGAGAUUGUGGACCACGCACUGCAUGCCUUGACAGAUGAAGUAAUCAUUCCGCAUUCUGGUUGGGAGCGGGAACCUAAUGAAGAUUGUAAGCCGCGCCAUAUUGAGUGGGAGUCUGUGCUCACCAACACAGCUGGCUGCCUUAGGAAUGUCAGCUCGGAGAGGAGUGAAGCUCGCCGGAAGCUUCGGGAAUGUGAUGGUUUGGUGGAUGCUCUCAUUUUCAUUGUUCAGGCUGAGAUUGGACAGAAAGAUUCAGACAGCAAGCUUGUGGAGAACUGUGUUUGCCUCCUUCGGAACUUGUCGUAUCAAGUUCACCGAGAAAUCCCACAAGCAGAACGUUACCAAGAGGCACCUCCCAACGUUGCCAACAGUACUGGGCCACAUGCUGCCAGUUGCUUUGGGGCCAAGAAGGGCAAAGAUGAGUGGUUCUCCAGAGGGAAAAAACCCACAGAGGAUCCAACAAAUGAUACAGUGGAUUUCCCUAAAAGAACUAGUCCUGCUCGAGGCUAUGAACUUUUAUUUCAGCCAGAGGUGGUUCGGAUAUACAUCUCACUCCUCAAGGAGAGCAAGAAUCCUGCCAUCCUAGAAGCCUCAGCCGGGGCCAUCCAGAACUUGUGUGCUGGGCGCUGGACAUAUGGUCGAUACAUCCGCUCAGCUCUGCGUCAAGAGAAGGCUCUUUCUGCCAUUGCUGACCUCCUGACCAAUGAACAUGAGCGGGUCGUGAAAGCUGCCUCUGGAGCACUGAGAAAUCUGGCUGUGGAUGCUCGCAACAAAGAAUUAAUUGGUAAACAUGCUAUUCCUAACUUGGUAAAGAAUCUGCCAGGAGGGCAACAGAGCUCUUCCCAGAAUUUCUCUGAGGAUACUGUGGUCUCUGUUUUGAAUACCAUCAAUGAAGUUAUUGCUGAGAACUUGGAGGCUGCCAAAAAGCUUCGAGAAACACAGGGUAUUGAGAAGCUGGUUUUGAUCAACAAAUCAGGGAACCGCUCAGAAAAAGAAGUUCGAGCAGCAGCGCUUGUAUUACAGACAAUCUGGGGAUAUAAGGAACUGCGGAAGCCACUGGAAAAAGAAGGAUGGAAGAAGUCAGACUUUCAGGUGAAUCUAAACAAUGCUUCUCGAAGCCAGAGCAGUCAUUCAUAUGAUGAUAGCACCCUCCCUCUCAUUGACCGGAACCAGAAAUCAGAUAAGAAACCUGAUCGGGAAGAAAUUCAGAUGAGCAGUAUGGGAUCAAACACAAAAUCAUUAGAUAACAACUAUUCCACACUGAAUGAGAGAGGAGACCACAAUAGAACACUGGAUCGAUCCGGGGAUCUAGGUGAAAUGGAACCAUUGAAGGGAACGCCCCUGAUGCAGAAGAUUUAGCACCACUCUCUCCGCUACAUCUGGGCUUAUAAUAUAUGUACUUUUAUUUUUUGGUGGUGAAAUGGACUGAUGAUUUUUCCCUUUCUUCGCUGGACUGUUGUGCCCACUGCCACACUGCCUCCUGCCCUUGUAGCCCUAAGUGGCUGCCUUCUUUCCAUCAACUCCCUAACUUCUUCCAGUGAAGCUUAAUUGUCCCUCCUCCCCCCUCCAGAUCCCCUGCAAUUACUCCCAAGAAGCCUGACUCAGUUAUAUGCAUAUCUUGAGAAACUGCUGCAGAUUAGCUCUUUUUGUCAGCUCUCCCUGGAACUCUUGGCCUUGUGUGGAGGGAGGGAGAGAGUGGGAAUCCUCACUGGAAGCCAUGGGAAGAAUUGGAAGUUAUAUGCUAUACAUGCAGUGUCCAGCAAUCUGAUAAACCGAUGGUUCUUAAGCAAGAUUUUUUUUCUCUUGGUGGGGAAGGGACCUUUACUUUUUUGGAGACUGGAGGGCGUGAGCUCUUCCUUUUUUCCUAAUGACUAUUUUUGAAGCAAAGAAGGCGGGCAACAUUGGCACAUACCACUUGGCAAGGGCCCUUGAGAAAGUGAAGGUUUCCUAGAGCGGAGAUUAAGAAACCUUGCCCUCCUCAUCUCCAGGGCAGGGACCAUCAAGGAUCUACAGACUCCAUCUCUUCUCCAAGCCUCAUGCCAGCCCUGGGCUGCAGCUGCUGCCCCUUACUGAGGCUGUCCUUAACCCUCCUCUCCCAUCCUGUGAGAAUGUCUGCUGACUUGGCCUGGCCACUUGCAAGAGGCUGUAGAAAGAGGAGAAUAUGUCAAGGAAGACUUUUUGGGUGCGAAGGAGCAGAAGGAUGUCUUCUGGGGAGGAGGAGAGCCUCUAGGAGGAGCUAGUAGGAGUGUACAUGACUCAUUUAGUCUGAAACUGGCAGGGAGCUACAAAGCUGCCUUCCCCUGCCCUUAUUUCUCACCCUUAUAGCCCCAUCCUCCCCUGCUUCCUCCCUGGAUUGGUUGGCUGACUAAAGGACUUGAUGUACAUACUCCUGCCCCCUUUACCCUUAAAAAGGUGGGGUUCGCCCCCGGCUUUGCCUCCUCUUUGUGCCUUUGGCCUGGGGUGCAUCUCCUCCUUCCCUUCCAUGUGCCUUUCUUUGCCUCUGCAGUCUCAUUUCUCAUGAUUUUGCAAAUUAUAUUUUGUUGCUUUCUUACCUACUUCUUGGCCCUAAAUAGCAGAAAGAAGAGGAGAGGUGACCUAGAGAACCUCAGUCUCUCCACUGGGAAUUGGAAUAGCCUCUAAUUUUAGCCAUAGAAGGUUUUUCUCAACUGUAUAUGUUGGGAUUUUGCAAAAAUCCUGUUCUGCUGAACCUCCAAAUGAGAUUGGUGGGAGGGAGGGAGUGGUGUGGCUCUUACUCCUUAGUUGCCCAGAAUGAUUGUCGUCUCUGAAGGGGUUAUAGGGAAGUCGUGUCCAUGUCCCCCUCCCCGACCCCCCACCACCCCUGUACCUCCUUCUUUUAGUUUAGUGUAUAUUAGCAGGUUGGGCUAGAGGAAUCAGCUGCUAUGCGGUUGAUUUUUUUUUUUUUUUUUUUUUAAACCCUUUCCCUUAUUUGCCUUUUACUCCUCCCCUUAAUCUAAAAGCUCUGUUUAAUGCAACUGGAACUCUUUAUCCUUCUCUCUCCCCCUUCCUUUAUAUAUUGAGGCUUUGGGGUAGGAGAAAAGUGCACAACCCACCACACCCGUUCCCCUCUGCAUUAAAAUUCCUUAUCUACCCCUUUUCCCCUUCACAUUUCGUCCCACUCCUUUUCUGGCAAAAAGGAGCCUUUUCCUCUCUGUGACCCUAAGAGUAUACUGCACAGGGGAAAUCGCCCCCAUCCAGAUGUGGCUCCACUCUUGGUUUCUCUUGUCUUCUGCUCUUUUCCUGGUGCUCUUUUUAUCGGUGGGGUGUGGGUAAUAGAACAGCCAUGGGCUUUGGGGGACCUUUAACUGUUUGUUUUUUCCUUUUCAUUUAUAAAAACACUAAACGUUCAAUUUCAGAGAACCAAAAAUCCCCCCUUCCCACCGAACACUACUAAGGGGCAUGUCUUCUGCCCCACACCUUUUCUGUUUUUCUUUCUCUCUUGUUAAUGCUUUUAAAAACAAAUGAGUUUUUUUAUAUAAAUAAAGUUUUUAAAGUGUGUAUGUGGGGGGUCUGUGUCAUUUCUUCACUUUAAGCUGUAUCUCUUCUCUCCUUUUCAUCUUGGUUACUUCCUUAUGUAUCAGUGUCCUUUUUCUCUGCAGAGCAGCUAGAAGGGGAUUGUACCAGGGCUGAUUUAUUUUGAGCUCAAUCCCAACUCUUAACAAGGAACAUUCUUUUUAAUUAUAUAGGAAACAUUUUUCCUCUGAAGAUUCUUAAAAAUUAAAUGUGGCUAAGUAGAGCACGGGAAGCUUAUUGCUAACUUAGAGAUAGGAAACUGAAGUAUAAAGAAUUAAUAAGUCACUGGGAUCCUUUUGCGACAUUUGACAAAACUAACGUUGAAUAAAGCUCAUUGCAAUACGUGACCCUCUUGAACAUUUAUGGGUAGAAGAUUAGAAACUACCAGCUCCAGCUAUCAUCCUGAUAAGUCUGAAUGUGUAGAAUUAAAAGGCUCACUAGGCCACAGUGUUGCUUCUCAGGCUAUCUGCAAUCUUCUAGUAAGAUGAUAAGGGGCAGGCCUAUAGCUAGCUUCCUCUGUGUCCUCCCAAGUAAUAUGUGGGUGGGUAGCGAAUACUUGUUGGAUUACCAGGGGUUGUCUUUACUGUAGAGGCCAAGGAUUAAGACCUACAGAAAGGGGCUUAUUUCUCUGGGGCCCAUAUUUCCUGUUACAUUAUUAGGACUCGAGAAUUUAUGUAAAAUGCUUUCUGUAUGCCCAGUCUUUAGAUUAAAAAUAUAUAGCUGCU
Physeter macrocephalus (sperm whale) is the source of this 6216-nucleotide messenger RNA. It is a transcript of the gene CTNND1, whose product is annotated as catenin delta 1. The record is from RefSeq and is a predicted model, not a curated record. Gene Ontology annotation, biological process: cell-cell adhesion; cell-cell junction assembly. Gene Ontology annotation, cellular component: plasma membrane; adherens junction; cytoplasm. Gene Ontology annotation, molecular function: cadherin binding. Bases 503 to 3319 code for a protein of 938 amino acids. The transcript is spliced from 21 exons. NCBI's taxonomy places the organism in Eukaryota, Metazoa, Chordata, Mammalia, Artiodactyla, Physeteridae.